Molecule: messenger RNA, 6885 nt
Organism: Elgaria multicarinata webbii
Lineage: Eukaryota; Metazoa; Chordata; Lepidosauria; Squamata; Anguidae
Gene: MYO7B
Product: myosin VIIB
Exons: 49
Coding region: 1-6597 (2198 amino acids)
Cellular component (GO): myosin complex; cytoskeleton
Molecular function (GO): cytoskeletal motor activity; protein binding; ATP binding
Source: RefSeq, a predicted model, not a curated record
AUGGUGGUUCUCAGAAAAGGUGAACAUAUAUGGUUGGAAUCCCCUUCAGGCAGUGAGUUUAAUGUGCCCAUUGGGGCCAUUGUCAAGAUUUCAGACUCAGGACGUCACUUGGUGGAGGAUGAUGAAGGCAAGGAACACUGGAUCACAGCUCGGAACAUCGGUACUGUACGACCAAUGCAUCCUACCUCCAUUCAAGGAGUUGAAGAUAUGAUACGCCUCGGAGACUUGAAUGAAGCUGGCAUGGUGCACAACCUCCUUAUCCGUUACAAGCAGAACAAAAUCUAUACCUACACAGGCUCUAUCUUAGUAGCCAUGAAUCCGUAUCAAGUGCUGCCACUAUAUACCAUGGAACAAAUCAGACUCUACUGUAACAGGAGAAUUGGAGAACUGCCACCUCAUGUCUUUGCCAUUGCUGACAACUGUUAUUUCAACAUGAUGAGAAAUAAAAGAGACCAAUGUUGUGUUAUCAGUGGAGAAUCUGGAGCUGGGAAGACAGAAAGCACAAAACUGAUACUGCAGUUUUUAGCUGCAAUUAGUGGCCAACAUUCCUGGAUUGAGCAACAGGUUCUAGAGGCCAAUCCCAUCUUAGAAGCUUUUGGAAAUGCCAAGACCAUUCGAAAUGACAACUCAAGUCGCUUUGGGAAAUACAUUGACAUUCACUUCAACAAGGAUGGGGUGAUAGAAGGAGCCCGGAUAGAACAGUUUCUUCUGGAGAAGUCUCGAGUGUGUCGCCAGGCUCCAGAGGAAAGGAACUAUCACAUCUUUUACUUCAUGUUAAUGGGAAUGAAUCUGGAACAGAAGAAGAUGUUGAAUCUGGGCAAUGCUUCUGAGUACACUUACCUCACUAUGGGUGAAUGCACUUCCUGUGAAGGCCGUAAUGAUGCCAAGGAAUAUGCUCAUAUUCGUUCUGCUAUGAAGAUCCUAAUGUUCUCUGAUUCUGAGCACUGGGACAUAAGCAAACUGCUGGCAGCCAUUUUGCAUCUGGGGAAUGUGGAAUUUGAAGCUGCUGUGUGUGAAAACUUGGAUUGUUCUGCUGUGCUGGAUUCUGCACACUUUUCCAUUGCAACCAAACUGCUUGAGGUGGAUUCCGGAGAACUCCAAAGCAGCCUUACAAACCACUCCAUCAUUAUUCGAGGGGAAAGUGUCUCUAUGACACUAAGUGUGGCCCAAGCUGCUGAUGUGAGAGAUGCCUUUGUAAAGGGGAUCUAUGGCCUCCUCUUCCUUUGGAUAGUAAAUAAGAUCAAUGCUGCAAUUUACAACCCACCCUCUCAAGAACAUAAAAAUAUGUGCAGGUCCAUUGGGCUACUGGACAUCUUUGGCUUUGAAAAUUUUAACUCAAACAGUUUUGAGCAGCUGUGCAUCAACUUUGCCAAUGAGCACCUCCAGCAGUUCUUUGUGGUCAACAUCUUCAAAUUGGAGCAGGAGGAAUAUUUGUCUGAGCACAUAACCUGGAAUCACAUUGAUUUCACUGAUAACUGGGCAGCUUUGGAAGUGAUUGCACUCAAACCCAUGAAUAUUGUGUCGCUCAUUGAUGAGGAAAGCAGAUUUCCUAAGGGAACAGACACAACCAUGUUAAACAAAAUCAACUCUCAUCAUGUCAGAAGCAAAGUCUACCUUCCGCCAAGGAGUGUUCAUGAUACAGUCUUUGGUAUCAACCAUUUUGCCGGUGUUGUUUAUUACCAGUCGACAGGUUUUCUUGAGAAGAAUCGUGACACACUUAACUCGGACAUAAUGCAGUUGGUUCAUUCAUCCAAAAACAAGUUUCUCAGACUGAUCUUCCAAGUGGACACAGCCACGAAUGCGGUGCCUUUUGGCCGUGGGAGUAUCAAACAUCUUAGAGUGAAUCCCCUCAAGUCAUUGUCCUGCCGUGGUUUUGUGCAGUCCAGAACAUCACCUCCUGCUUUUGGACAGGGAUCAGAUUCCACUAAACGCCUGUCUACACUAGGGGGUCAGUUCAAACAGUCUCUAGAACAGCUGAUGAAAAUCCUGGGUAGCUGCCAACCGUAUUUUAUCCGCUGUCUUAAACCCAACGACUACAAGAUGCCUAUGCAGUUUGAUCGAGAACUCUGCAUUCGACAAUUGCGUUACUCUGGGAUGAUGGAAACCAUUCAGAUUAGGAAAUCUGGCUAUCCAGUUCGCUAUAGUUUUGCAGAUUUCUUUGACAGAUACAAGGUCCUGCAGCCAGUGUCACCUCGAGAACAGUUGAAGAACGAUCCUCGCCAGUGUUGCAUUGACAUCUGUAAGAAGUUGAUUGGAAAAGACAAUGAGUGGAAAAUUGGAAGAACCAAAGUUUUCCUAAAAGACUACCAUGAUACAAUACUGGAGGUGCAGCGAGACAAAGCACUCACAGAGAAAGUCAUUCUAAUUCAGAAAGUGCUGAGGGGAUUCAAAGACAGGAAACAGUUUCUGAGGCAGAGACGCUCAGCUGUGGUUAUUCAGACAGCCUGGAGGGGCUAUUGCUGUCGGAAGAACUUCAAGAUGAUCAUGUUGGGGUUUGAACGCCUGCAAGCCCUUUUCCGGAGCAGACAGCUUGUGAAGCAGUACGAGACAGCCCGAGCGAGUGUGAUUAAGUUCCAAGCUUUAUGUCGAGGUUACUUGAUGCGCCAGAAAACAACUGAACAGCUGAAAGCUGUUUGUGUGAUACAGGCUUAUGCCAGGGGAAUGUUUGCUCGUAGGAGUUUCCAGAGAAUGAGGAGACAGCAGCAACACAAACUGGAAGCCAGAAAGCUGUGCUUGGAGGAAGAUAAGCAUCUCCUUCCAAUAACUGGAGCAAAGAAAGGAAAGGAGGAAGCUUUUAGAAUAGAAAAGCUAGGCCUAGUUGCUCUGAAACAUGAAGUGGAUGCUGGUAAGCUAAAGAAACAGAACAAAAAACACGAAGCACUAUAUGAUGCCAUCAGUGACCAGGAAAUGGUGGACAGAGUGUUUGGUUUCUUACCUCCUUUAAUUGGAGGGCAGGAAGGGGACGCUCCCCUGGGCUUUGAGGACCUGGAAACAAAGACCCAGCCACACAAUCUGAAUGAGGUGGACCUGGAUAUGAUCCCUAUGACCAUGGAGCCUUUGGAGGAGGAGGAGAUUGAUGACCUAGCAGAUUACACAUUUCCCAAAUUUGCAGCCACUUACUUUCAGGGAUCCUCUACACAUACACACAUUCGGCGGCCACUGCGCCAUCCACUGCUCUACCAUGAUGAAAAGGAUGAUAUUCUGGCAUCUCUAGCUGUAUGGACUAUUAUCUUGCAAUUCAUGGGUGAAUUACCAGAGCCAGUGAAGAGUACCAACAGCAAGAGCAGCUCUGAGGUGACUCAGAUUUAUGAUAGCGUUGGUAAAAAGAGCCAGCUGCAGCCCAUUAGCAGUUACAGUCCUGAUCUGCUAGACAUCAGGAGGAAUAACAAGUUCUCCAAGGCAGUUUCGUCUGUGAAAUUAAAACGCAGCUCCAAAAUGACCGGAAAGGUGGCGAGUCAGAUGACUAAUGGGGAAGACAUAUUCCAAGAGGAGAGCACUAUGUCUGAGAGACCUAUGUCUAACCUUGAAAAAGUGCACUUCAUUAUUGGCAAUGCUAUCCUAUGUCCUGCCAUCAGGGAUGAGAUUUACUGCCAGAUCUGCAAGCAACUCACUGAUAAUAACAACAAAACUAGUUAUCUUAGAGGAUGGAUCCUGCUGUCACUUUGUCUUGGUUCUUUCUCUCCUUCAGACAAGUUUGUGAAGUACUUGCUGAAUUUCAUCCAGAGUGGACCAAUAUUGUAUGCACCAUACUGUUCUGAAAGGCUGAGGCGCACAUAUAUGAAUGGGACACGGUCUGAACCACCUAGUUGGCUGGAACUACAGGCAACAAAGAGUAAGAAGCCUAUUACGCUCAGUGUGACCCUGAUGAAUGGCAGCAGCAUCACAGUUCCUGCAGAUUCAGCCUCCACUGCAAAGGAGAUCUGCCAGCUGGUAGCUGAUAAAAUGAAGCUGAAGGAUACAUUUGGUUUUUCUCUCUACAUUGCUUUGUAUGACAAGGCUUGGUCACUAGGCAGUGGACGAGAUCACAUAAUGGAUGCCAUUUCCCAGUGUGAACAACUGGAACGGGAGAAAGGUGGCCAUGAGCGCCACACUCCCUGGCGUCUCUACUUCAGAAAAGAGAUCUUCACUCCCUGGCACAACUCCAAAGAAGAUCCCGUCAGCACUGAGCUCAUCUAUCAUCAAAUCAUCCGUGGUAUUCGGUUUGGAGAAUACCGUUGUGAGAAGGAGGAGGACAUGGUGGAGAUAGGAGCCAAAUAUUGCUAUGUCCAGUUUGGAGAGACCAUCCAAAAUGAGUUGGUUCAAAGCAUACUCCAGGAGUGUAUCCCAACAAAGCUACUAAGAUCCAAAUCCCAAGAAAAGUGGGUGAGCCUAAUCACGUAUGCGCAUGCUAAGGCCCCUUACACGCAGGACCGGCUUUCCCCUCAGAGUGUGAAGGAGCAGCUGGUGGAUUUUGCCCGCUUUCAGUGGCCUCUGCUCUUUUCUAGGUUCUUUGAAGUCACCAAAUUUUCAGGACCCAGCUUGCCCAAGAAUCAUUUCAUAGUGGCAAUUAAUUGGAAAGGCAUCUGCUUCCUAGAUGAUUCAGAAAAGAGACUUCUGGACCUGUCUUUUCCAGAAAUUACUGGCAUUCACACCAGCAGGGGAGUCAAGACAUUUGGACAAAGUUGCACCCUCACCACAUUGCGUGCAGAAGAGUUUGUCUUGACAUCAGUCAACAGUGUUGUCAUUGCAGAGCUAGUGGUCAUGUUUCUUGAAGGCCUGAAAGAGAGGUCACAGUAUGCUGUGGCAAUGCAGGAGAAUAAACAGCAAGAUGAUGCCACUAUUCUGGCCUUUAAGAAGGGGGAUCUGCUGAUUUUAACUCAGGACAGAGGACUAGGAGAAAGCCCUGGCUGGAUCUAUGCUCAGAAUGAGCGAACUGAUAGAUCUGGGCUUGUGUCACGAGGUGCCAUCUAUGUUAUCCCUACAGUUACAAAACCUUCUAGUCAACUACUGGGUUUGCUGAUGAUGUCGCCUGAACAACGGAGGUUGGCAUCGCUAAAUUCUCGCACGGAGGAACCUGAGGAAGAGGAAGUAAAGGUGAAGCCAUAUACUCUUGAAGAAUUCUCCUAUGAGCAUUUCAGACUUCCGGAGAAGGAGUCCAUCAGCAAGGCUGUCUUACACAAGUCCCGUGGGCGGAGUCAUCUGUGGGCUCACUCUCGGGAGCCCCUGAAACAGCCCUUGCUGAAGAAAGUGUGCACCAACCCAGACCUCUGGGACCUGGCUUGCCAGUCCUUCAUUGCUAUCAUGAGAUACAUGGGAGACUACCCCUCAAAGCAAGACAGAUCUCCUGUAGAGCUCACUGAUCAGAUAUUUGUAGUGGCAAUCCAGGAAGAACUUCUGCGUGAUGAGAUCUACUGUCAGAUCAUGAAACAGCUGACAGAGAACAGCAACAGGUACAGCCUGAACAAUGGCUGGCAGUUACUCUGGCUCUGCACAGGCCUUUUCCCUCCCAGUAAAUCCCUGCUGAAACAUGCUCAGAAGUUCAUGGAGACACGUCAGAAGGAGAACCUGGCUUUGGACUGCAGACGUAGGAUCCAGAGGGUGCUGAGGAGUGGCUGUCGGAAGUGGGCCCCACACAAUGUGGAAGUGGAGGCAAUUCAGAAAAAUAUCACCAAGAUCUCUCACAAAGUUUACUUUCCAAAUGAUACAGAACAGGUGUUUGAGGUAGGAACAAACACAAAAGUACGGACUCUGUGUCAGACUAUUGCCUGCAAGUUGGAACUGAGUACCUGGGAAGGAUUUAGCCUGUUUGUCAAGAUUGCAGACAAGGUGAUCAGCCAGAAUGAGGCAGAUUACUUCUUUGACUCCUUGAGACAGGUGACUGAUUGGACGCGGAGGAACAGGCCUGGCAAAGAGGUGGCUCCCAUAACUGUGAAUUACCAGGUAUAUUUCAUGAGAAAAUUAUGGCUAAAUGUGACUCCUGGGAAAGACUUGAAGGCUGACUGCAUCUUUCAUUACCACCAGGAACUGCCGAAGUAUCUACGAGGCUAUCACAGAUGUUCAAAAGAGGAUGCUGUCCACUUGGCUGGGCUGAUUUUCAAAGUUCACUUUAACAAUAAUCGAAUGCAAUAUGCAGCAAUUCCCAAAACACUGAAGGAACUAGUGCCUGAUAACAUGAUCCGAACAACGUCUCCAGAGGAGUGGAAACGGAGUAUCAUUUCUGCCUCCAACAAACAUGAACAGAAAACCAUGGAUGAGGCCAAGAUUGCCUUCUUGAAGUAUAUAUAUCGUUGGCCAACAUUUGGCUCAGCCUUUUUUGAAGUGAAGCAAACCUCGGAGCCAAAUUUCCCUGACAUUGUACUGAUUGCUAUCAACAAACAAGGAGUCUCCUUAAUACAUCCAAAGACGAAGGAGAUCUUAACAGUUUAUCCCUUCACUAAAAUCUCCAACUGGAGCAGUGGCAGCACAUACUUCCACAUGACCAUAGGGAACCUGGUACGAGGAAGUCGAAUCCUUUGCGAGACAUCUCUGGGAUACAAAAUGGAUGACUUGUUGACAUCAUAUGUGCACCUGUUAAUGAAUGCUGUAAACAAACAGAAGAAUCCCCGUCUCCCUGCCUGAGGAUAGCAGUCAUCCAUAACUCUCAGACUGUGCCAAAAUGACAAUAUUUGAUAUCUUGGAAGAAAUUCAUUUUUUUAACUUUGUAUCUGUUCCUGACCCUAGAGGAGUAAACCAUAAAAUUGCUGCUGUAGCAGAAACAUAUGUGGGGUUAUGCUGGCAUAUGUUAAGCUUAAUCAUUUCUUAUGUUAAGUGUAAUCAUUUUUGGCUCAGUGUACAUGUUCUGGAAUUUCAACAUGGCUGGGUUUUAUUCCAAGAUAAUCCCUCUUUUCCAGUAAUGGACACCUCCUU